UCAGUUUAGUUACCUUGCAGCACAUAUCUCGAAUAUUCAUUUUACAAUUGUUCGUCAACAUAAAUUGUUGUAAAAAAUUCAAAGAAAAACGAAAUAUAUAUUGAAUAAAACGCCGAAUAAAACAAACUGUUUUGGCACUUAAAUUAUUUGUAAACCUAUUCCAAAUCAAUAAGAAACAAAAAAAAAUAUAAUAACAAUUAGUAUGGACGCUACUAAGGAUCAAGGCUUGGUCAUUAAAAUGGCACAGAAGAACAAGGAAACGCAAACAGUCAAAUUAGGUGGCGCAAAUUGGUUUGCCGUUCCACCGAAUGGAGCUGGACAAGAGUUCAAUCAAAUGCCCGCGUUCAGCCGCAUCUCCUGGCAGUUCUACAAGGAUCGCGAGGAGGAGCUCUAUCGUCGCGCUUGCCAGCUGAAGGGCAUUCGAGUGCAGCGCGAGGAGGAGGAUGACUCGAUUGGCUCCGAAGAGGAGCCCUCCAAGGCACACUACCGUUACACCUUGGACGAGAUGAAAAGCUACAAUCCCUAUCGUUUUAUUAAUUUAAAAAUGUAAAAAAACAACAAAAAAAGAAAAACCAUAUCAACUACAUCAGCAGCAGCAGCUGGAGCACCAGCACCUACAACAAGUAACGAAAAAAACAAUUAGGCAACAGCAAACCGCCUCAGAAGAAAAACAACGACAACAGCAUCAACAAGACACCGCUACAACCAUAUCAACACCGUGCUCUACACUACACUACACGUUGAGAGUCUGUUGCCCGCCCCCUCCCAAAUGACUCGAUGUUUUUACACUUUUAUGAUUUCAUAUUUAACACAGAGCACACACAGGAUCAAAUGUGUUUAAUGCUUGUACUCUUUCAUGUUUAAAACGAUUGAUGAUUGUUCAUAAAUGGUUAUAUAACCGA
Messenger RNA from Drosophila mojavensis, 902 nucleotides. RefSeq lists its product as uncharacterized. The transcript has 2 exons. Bases 203 to 550 code for a protein of 115 amino acids. Lineage: Eukaryota; Metazoa; Arthropoda; Insecta; Diptera; Drosophilidae. The record is from RefSeq and is a predicted model, not a curated record.